Rhopilema esculentum is the source of this 1421-nucleotide messenger RNA. RefSeq names its product 26S proteasome non-ATPase regulatory subunit 11A. Gene Ontology annotation, molecular function: protein binding. NCBI's taxonomy places the organism in Eukaryota, Metazoa, Cnidaria, Scyphozoa, Rhizostomeae, Rhizostomatidae. The record is from RefSeq and is a predicted model, not a curated record.
ACCUCGCUUUCAAUUCGCUACCUCAAUUCUGCUCAGCGAAAGGAAAUGAUAGACAACGGCAUCAUGGCGUCCACUGCAACGUUAGAAAAAGCUGAGCAUCUUCUUACGACUUCACACCAGAAAGCUAUCGAGAUGCUGGAAAUUAUUGUUCAAAGAAAUGCAGAGGUGGACAAUGAGGAGUCAUUGAAAGAACAAGAAGCAGCCAUUUUGAAACUUGGAUCACUGUACUCAAAACAUGGAAAAGCUGAUGAGCUUAGUAACCUUGUCAAAGUCACAAGACCUUUUUUAAAAUGCAUAUCAAAGGCAAAAGCUGCAAAACUGGUCAGAGACUUAGUAGACCUGUUCUUAGAAAUUGAUGUGGAGUCAAAUAAUGCUGCUGUCCAACUUUGCCUUGAAUGUAUUCAGUGGGCAAAAGAAGAAAAAAGGUCUUUUUUAAGACAAGCUCUAGAGUCUCGACUCAUAGCACUAUACUAUGAUACCCAUGCUUAUACAGAGGCAUUAAAUCUUUGCGCUGUACUGUUGAAAGAGCUGAAGAAACUUGACGACAAAGCCCUGCUGGUUGAGGUUCAGCUCAAUGAAAGCAAAACAUACCAUGCUCUAAACAAUGUACCAAGGUCUAGGGCUGCUCUUACGUCGGCAAGGACCACUGCAAAUGCAAUCUACUGUCCUCCAAAGCUUCAGGCUUCACUGGAUCUCCAGUCAGGUAUUCUUCAUGCCGAAGAAAACGAUUUUAAAACUGCCUACUCUUAUUUUUACGAGGCAUUCGAGGGCUAUGAUUCUAUUGACAACCCAAAGGCGAUCAUUGCUUUGAAAUACAUGUUGCUCAGCAAGAUUAUGUUGAAUAGCCCCGAGGAUGUCCAGUCGAUUGUUAGUGGUAAGCUUGCAUUGCGGUACGCCGGCAAGCAGAUUGAUGCAAUGAAAAGUGUUGCUACAGCUAGUCAGCACCGAUCACUUUUGGAAUGUCAAGAGACUUUGAAUAAGUACAAAACAGAGUUGUCAUCCGAUCCUGUCAUACUGAGACACUUUGGAAAACUCUACGAUAAUCUCUUGGAGCAAAAUCUGUGCAGAAUAAUCGAACCUUUUUCCCAAGUAGAGGUGGAUCAUAUAGCAAAGAUUAUCAAGUUGCCAUUAAAUGUUGUCGAAAAGAAACUCUCACAGAUGAUUCUUGAUAAGAAACUUAAUGGCAUUCUCGAUCAAGGCUCUGGUGUUCUUAUCAUAUUCGAUGAUACUCCUGUUGACAAGACAUAUGAGAACUCACUAGAAAUUAUUCAAAACAUGGGAAAAGUUGUAGAUGCUCUAUACAAUAAAGCAAAGAAGCUUUCAUAAACUUGAUCACAAAGGGACAUUAAUGCGAUGUUUGUCAUUAUUUCUGUAUCUCGUUGAUUUGUUUGUCUGCCAGGUUAACUUACAUGUAAACGUUA